UUUUGAAAACACCAAAUUAAACUCUCGAACUUCUAAAAAACGUUCAAUGAAGCGUUUUAGCCGGUUAAGAAUCGAUUUCCCGGUUGCCUCCUGGCAGGCCACGUGGCAGUUAUUUUCUUUAUUUUUCCUUAUUUUUCUUCUUUUGGUUUUCUUUCUUUUUUCCCUUUCCUUUUCUUUUCUGGUUUUGCGUCGAUCCUCAUUUUCAUCUUCCAAGGGAUCUUACUUUCCAUCGUCACUUCUCUUUCUCUUUCUUUUUCGUUUUUUCUUUCUUGAUUUCUUUCUCUAUAUGUUUCUUUUUUCCAUUUGCAAAGGAGGAGAGAGGAUGUCUUCGCAUGAGAGAGAAUGUUGUCGCCGAAUUUGCUGCCGGAUUUUGCCAGAGAUUAUGGCAAGAAUAGUCGCGUUUGUUCUGAACCUUCUAUUCGGCGGAAGAAGCCGCCUGAGCUUAUGACAAAGCCGCCAAGGAGUUCUGAGGAACCAAGUAUAUUUUUUUCGAUACCGGGAGAUCUCAAAUUGAGAUUCUCAAUUUGCAGUUCGAUUUGAGCCUAAAACAACAGGGGUGAAUGGCCUCAGUCUGGACCAGCUCCAUUGAGUACUCUUCCUGUUCACAUAGAGGAUGUCGGUGAGUGCGCGCCAUCUUGGAGUGGCGGAGCGAUGCAUCGGGUUGGAGCAGUGGGGCGGUGGAGCUGUGCGUCGUCUUAGAGGCAGAGCAGCAGACCUUUUCCAUUUGAUGAAGUCCUUCCAUUCUAUCUCAUGAAGUGACACCCGGAGGCAGCCACAGAGGCAGCCGCGGAGGCCAAAGCAGAGGCAGCCGCGGAGGCAACCCAGGAGGCAACCGACUCGAAGACGAAGAGACCGAAGACGAUUAUAUCAUAAAUUAUGAUGAAUCUAAAUAUUAU
Cuscuta epithymum is the source of this 896-nucleotide messenger RNA. NCBI's taxonomy places the organism in Eukaryota, Viridiplantae, Streptophyta, Magnoliopsida, Solanales, Convolvulaceae. The record is from the annotation of a GenBank genome assembly.